Messenger RNA from Diutina rugosa, 906 nucleotides. RefSeq names its product phosphoserine phosphatase (gene SER2). Gene Ontology annotation, molecular function: magnesium ion binding; L-phosphoserine phosphatase activity. Gene Ontology annotation, biological process: dephosphorylation; L-serine biosynthetic process. The transcript has a single exon. Bases 1 to 906 code for a protein of 301 amino acids. The record is from RefSeq and is a predicted model, not a curated record. Gene Ontology annotation, cellular component: cytoplasm. NCBI's taxonomy places the organism in Eukaryota, Fungi, Ascomycota, Pichiomycetes, Serinales, Debaryomycetaceae.
AUGUUUGCAAUCACCUUCAUAGCCCACGGGGAGCAAUUAGCCGACCAGGAAAUCCAGGAUAUCGAAACCAGCAUCCUUCCUAAGCUUGAUGUGGGGAAUUUCGAGAAAAAAGUGUUAUCGCCUCGAGCAGUGGACUACUAUGUCAACGUCAGCGACCCGCUGAAAGUCUCUCAACAGCUCAAGCAAGAGCAAGGUAAACAUGCUUACGAUAUCAUCUUCCAAGACAAUGACCAGAGAAAGAACAAGAAGUUGUUCAUCUUCGAUAUGGACCUGACGCUUAUCUACCAGGAGGUGAUUGAGUUGAUCGCUGCCUACGCUGACAUCGAAGAUAAGGUGGCUGAGAUCACCACCCGGGCCAUGAACGGUGAGCUUGACUUCAACGAACUGUUACGUGAACGUGUGGCUCUUCUCAAAGGUAUCGACGCCACCAACUUGUGGGAAGAAUUGAAGGAAAAGAUCGAGCUUACCCGGGGGGUGAAGGAGUUGACUACGGCACUUAACAAGUUGGGUAUAGUUACCGGGGUGCUUUCAGGAGGAUUCAUCCCUCUUGCGCAACAUGUGAAGGAAGUGUUGGGGCUCAAGUACGCCUACGCUAACACCCUCGGAGUCGAUGACGAAAACAAAUUGGACGGCACCACCAAGGGGAUGAUUGUCAACGGCGACAAAAAGGCUGAACUUUUAUUACAGAUUGCUGAAGAAAAUGGCAUCGGUCCCAAGCAAGCGGUGGCUGUGGGCGAUGGGGCCAAUGAUUUGCCGAUGAUGGGCAAGGCUGGGUUUGGUAUUGCGUGGAACGCCAAGCCCAAAGUUCAACAAGCAGCUCCUUGUUGCUUGAACACCAAAUCGUUGCAGGAUGUGUUGUACAUUUUGGGUUAUGACGACGCUGAAAUUUCCUCGUUGACGGCGUAA